AUGGAAGAUGUUUGCCAGCCAGCUGUUACAUCGUUAGCUCCGGCAUCCGAGAAAUUUGAAUACUCAUCGGGUAUCGACGAGUACACCCGCCUAUCCGCUCAAAUCUCUCAACCCGACACCAUGGCCAGUACCUGCCUUCAUCAAUUCGUCACGGCACCCAUCAAAAAUUUUCUUCAACUGCAACGGAUCAAAGAGAUAAAAUGGAUGAAUCCAAGAGCAUGUACGAACGAGGCGUAUAUUCCCACAACUAUAGAGCACAUGGCAAAUGUGAUGACUCAUGGAGUAUGGGUUGUUCCUUCGGUAGUAGGCGGUAUCGAGCUCGUACGCCGUUCAACAACAUGGGCACAGCUCGUUUCCGCUUGUGUAUACGGCACUUCCUUGAUUCUGGUCUUCGCAGUGUCAACUUUCUUCCAUAGCGUACAUUACUGCAAUCAAAACAGGCAACUGAAGGACGCGUUACAUCGCUGUGAUCGCGCUAUGAUUUACAUCUUCAUAGCCGCCAGUUACUUCCCAUGGUUGAACGUGGAUCACUUCUCGGACGACGAGCUUCUAUUCGCGAUGCGAUACGUUGUUUGGAUCAUGGCUAUAAUGGGCAUCGUCUACCAGCAGAUCUUCCACGAGAAAUACAAGAUGCUUGAGACUUUUUUCUACGUAGUUAUGGGUAUCGGACCUAGCGUUGCGAUCCUCAAUGUUUAUAACUAUUACAAUAUCACGGAAUUGAAACUGGGCGGACUGAUAUACGUUAUGGGUAUAGUGUUUUUCAAAUCGGACGGUCGAAUACCCUUCGCGCACGCGAUCUGGCAUCUCUUCGUGGCCGCAGCUGCCGGAUUCCACUACUAUGCGAUUCUAAGCCAUGUAUUUCCUGAGACAGACUCGACGAAUCUUCUUGGACCAUCUGGCAGUAUGCCAUCGAUGUCUAACAUACUGAAAUCACAUCUAGAGUUAUAGGGUGUUGUAUACUAUUUUCUACAACUUUCUUCCAAAAAAAAAAAAAAAAAA
This is a messenger RNA of Dinoponera quadriceps, 999 nucleotides long. Its product is annotated as monocyte to macrophage differentiation factor. The record is from RefSeq and is a predicted model, not a curated record. The transcript is spliced from 4 exons. NCBI's taxonomy places the organism in Eukaryota, Metazoa, Arthropoda, Insecta, Hymenoptera, Formicidae. The coding region runs from base 1 to 948 and encodes 315 amino acids. Gene Ontology annotation, molecular function: pore-forming activity. Gene Ontology annotation, cellular component: membrane.